UCUUCAAAUGCUGAACUUGAAGGAAAUCGCAAGGACAGAAGGAGAAUUUAAAUGCAGGUGGUGAGUCUCAACACCAUGCAGGGGCCUCGGAGGAAGGUGAAGGUCAUGGUGACGAUGACAAUGGUGUUUAUCUUUAUAGUGGUAGAAGUAUCACGUAAUGCUGGGAAGGGUGAUGGCAAUAAGAAUAAGCUGCUGAUUCCCUCUAAGCGGUUCUGGGCUAAAGAUGUUCCCAACGAUGCCUACUGGAAUCGCCAGCAACAGCAGCUCAACUACAUAAACAACCUCAAUCUAGAAAAUAUCAACUCAAUGAUUGAGAAAGUUCCAGAUUGGCUCAAUGACACAGUCAGUCUUGACUCCUGUGACCCAGACUUCAGAGUGACUACGCAAGUUAACGAUUACAAUUCGCUUCCAGACCGCUUCAAAGACUUCUUGCUGUAUAUGCGUUGCAGGUCGUAUCCCAUCGUGGUGGACCAGCCAAACAUAUGCAAAGACCAACCGUUCCUCCUCCUUGCGAUUAAAUCUUUAGUUCCGCACUUUGAUCGACGUCAGUCGAUCCGUGAGUCAUGGGGCAAAGCUGGUCGUCUUGCAAACAAAACAGUUGUUACAGUGUUUCUUCUUGGUAAUGCAGCCGCAGAGGACCACUUCCCUGAUCUGUCACAAAUGCUCCAUCAUGAGUGCUUAAUGCAUGGGGAUAUUCUUCAGUGGGACUACAGGGAUACAUUCUUCAACCUCACCAUUAAGGAGGUCCUCUUCCUGGAAUGGCUGACGACUCGCUGUUCUGGAGCUAGUUACAUCUUCAAGGGUGAUGACGAUGUUUUUGUCAACACCUUUCGCAUCAUAGACUUCCUCAGCAAUCUCUCCCAUGCCAAAGCUAAGGAAUUGUUUGUAGGGGAUGUGAUUACCAAUGCUGGCCCCCACAGGAACAAGAAGGUUAAGUAUUUCAUCCCUGAGAGUGUGUUCGUCGGAGCGUACCCUGCAUACGCUGGUGGAGGUGGUUACCUGUUCUCAGGACAGCUGGCCAAGAAAAUGUAUAAUGCCUCGAGGCAGGUGGCCCUCUACCCUAUUGAUGAUGUCUACACAGGUAUGUGCCUUAUGAAAUUGGGCCUUGCGCCUGAGAAGCACAAAGGCUUCAGGACUUUUGAUAUCGAGGAGAAAUACCGUGAUAAUGCCUGUGCCUACAACAGCUUGAUGCUGGUCCACCCCAGAAGUCCUCAACAUAUGAUACAAAUCUGGGCCUGGCUAAAUGACCCAGACUUGAAUUGUCAUUGACCUCUCAGGAUCACUGAUCUAAGUUGUGGCUGCUUGAAUAUUUUUGCCAUUGUUCUAUUGUGAGUUGUCAUUAUUGUCAUUAUGUACAUGCAAACCUUGGAACAUCUGUUGAUUUCAUAGUUAGGAUCAGGAGCAACAAAGAGCUGUUUGGAUGUAUGUAUUUUAAAUGUGGCUCAAAAUUGCUGCCUCCAUAGUAUUGCAACGUCUUGACUUAAAAGUCUGUUUGUAAUGUUCCAAGUAUUUAUACCUUGCUCCAUUGACAACACUGGUAGUGAAAAUGCGGUAGAGAAUGGGAUUAUGAGCAGCGCAGUUCAGCUGGUCUGAAUAAUGCACCGUGACAGUACACGGCUCAACAAAAAUUUAGUUUACCAGUAAUAUCGCUUUGUCAUUUUAAGAUUUUUUUUCUAGAUUUGAUAAGACAUUAUGUGACAUUAUAAAUUCAGAAAAUAAAUGUUGUAUUAUGUUGUAGCUGUUUUUGACAUAAAAUGACCGUAAUUGUUUCUUUGGGGGUUUUCAAAGUUUUAUCUGUGCUGAAACAAACUUUAAGGCCACUGUCCAUGCUAGCUGCUUUAGUUUUCUGUGUUGUGCAUGAAAAUAAUGCACAAAAAGCCUGAAAAUAGAGAUGUUUACUUUCACAUUAAAGGGAUUGUUCACCCAAAAAUACAAAUUCUCUCAUCAUUUACUCACUCAUGCCAUCCCAGAUGUGUAUGACAUUCUUUCUUCUGUAGAACACAGGUUUUUUAGAAUAUCUCCAAGAAUAUGUCCAAAAAGCACAAAAUGGCAGCAUAACAGUAAUCCAAAUGAUUCCAGUGGUUAAAUCCAUGUCUUCUGAAGCAAUAUGAUGGGUAUGAGUAAGAAAAAGAUCAAUAUUUAAGUCCUUUUUACUAUAAAUCUCCAGCUUUGUCCAUCCCCAACCAGUAGGUGACUGAAUGUGAAAGUAAUUUCCAUACCAGAAUGUGGAAGAGAAAGGGUAGGUUUAUAGUAAAAUAGGACUUAAAUAUUGACCUGUUUCUCACCCACACCUAUUAUAUAAUUUAUGAAGAUACGGAUUUAACCACUGGAGGCUUUUGGAUUACGUUUAUGCUUUAUGUCCUUUUUGGACCUUCUGAGUUCUGAUCACCAUUCACUUGCAUUGUGAGGACCAACAGAGCUGAGAUAUUCAUUUAAAAUAUCUUAAUAUAUGUUAUGCAGAAGAAAGUCAUACACAUCUGGGAUGGCAUGAGGGUGAGUAAAUGAUGAGAUAAUUUUUAUUUUUGGGUGAACUAUCCUUUUAAUGUGAAUGCAAACUCAUCUCUAUUUUCUGGGUUUUUGUGUUUUAUUUUCAUGCACAACACAGAAAACUAAAGCAGCUAGCAUGGACAGUGGGGUUAAAUUUGUGAUGGAUGUAUAGAGGAAGAAAGUAAGUCAUGCACAUCUGGGAUAUCAUGAUGGUGAGUAAAUGAUGGGGGAAUUUUCAUAUUUGGGUGAACUAUCACUUAUUUUAUCACUUAUCUGCUUAUUUUAGAGCUGUAUUUGUGGGGGCAAAACUUAAAUGGGUUGCCUACUAAGUCUCUGCACUUGCUUAAAUAUAUGGUUCACCCUAAAGUGACAAUUUUGUCAUUAUUUACUCACCCUCAUUUAAUUUCAAACUUGUAUGACUUGCUUUUGUGGAACAUAAAAGCAGAUAUUAGGCAUUAAGUUAGACUGAAGUCUGCAUAGAAACUUAUUUUGUGUUCCAUCGAAGAAAGUAUUUUUGAACAACAUAAGUUGUGAGUAAAUGUAAAUAUUUUUGGUUGACCGGUUCCUUUUCGACAGCACAAAAUUUUCCCUGUCUUACAUCUACAAGUAGACAACCAAAUGCAGUCAAAAUCCUUUUAUUAUUAUUAUUAUUAUUAUUAUUAUUAUUAUUAUUAUUAUAACAAAUUUGCUUAAUUAGGUUUUGCUGUACAUUGCUGCUUGAGUCAUAGAAUCUAACACACCCCACUGAAGUGUGUUUGAUUCUGCUGUAUUAUUUAUUUGUGUACAAUAUCAUGCACUCCUCAAAAUACAUGCUAAUAUUUUUAUUGAAAAAGCUGACUAAAAUGCUAGUGUCUUGUCUUAUUUGAAUCCUUUGUAAAACAUAUGACCUCAGGAUGUGUCCUCUGGCAAAAGUAAUCCAAAAAUAAAUCAAAGCCUGUAAAUCAAACAUGUAAUGUUAAGUACAUGAUUAUGAAAUUUGUGAAAGAAGGAUACAAGGUUGUGGUGUUCUUUGUUUGCAUUUCCCCUUUUUAAUCAAGGGAUACUGUAAUUUACCAUCUUGACUAAACAAGUGUAACCAGCCUGCGGCUCACAAGAGCCAAUUUUCCAACCCAAGAUUGAGCCUGUUGCUGUUUUGAUCAGUUUGCUGUUGUUUUUUCCUCCCAUAAAAGAAGGUCAGGAACAGUGUCUCAGCUGGCUUAUUUGAUUACCGGUACUGAAUUUUAUUGAAUGGGUAUACAUUUUACAGUCAGUGACCCCUGCUGGUCAACAAGGACUUUAUUUUUAUUUUUUUGUAAAACUAAAAAACACUGGAACCUUUUUUGCAACCUGGUAAUAAAACCUAUUUGCUCAUUAGGCUUCAGCCUAAUGGAAUAUUUAAAUGCCAGUCAACAAGUAGGUCAAGUUUAUUUUACUGUUCAUUUUGUUAUUUUGUUUUGAGCAAUUCAUUAUAACAGGUAUGAUGCUGAAAUGUGGCCUGGUAAGCAUGAUUAGAUCCACAUAUGGACUGUAUCCAGUCUAUAAAUACUGUUAUCUGUUAUUCUUAGGUCUGCUACAUUUAAGCCAAGUCAAGCUUGCAUCAUAGUUGCAUCAACUGUUGUUUUUAUUUUUAAGUUGUUCAUCCAGCUGUGAGGAAUGAGGGCCAUAAAGAUGUGUGUUUUAUUUAGAUUCUCUCCUGAUGGGGAAAGUAAGCCCAACAUAUAAUGAUCUAAUGUAGUGUUAGAUGAAAGGGACACAGUUUUAACAUGUAUUCAAAAAUGGUAAAAAAAUACAAAAACAACAACUUGUAUUUAUAAACUACUAUUUUAUGACAUUCUAUGCAGUUCACCAAAGUAGAUUAGUACACUUUUUAUACACUGGUAUUUAUUAGGUUCUACAACGUUCUUGGUGCAUCUGAUUCUGUUCUGACCAUUGUAUAAUGAACUUACAUCUAUACUUAACACUGUAGACCAUUCAACAAAAUGAACACUUGUUCUGCCUUCACAACUGUGUUUGUGUAGCAGAAGGCAUGUUUAUAGUAAUUAUAAAAAUUUUUAUUUUUGUGGAACUUCCGUCUGAUAAUUGGGUCCAGAUGUCCAUCAUGAUAAGAUAUUUGAAUGUUAAAAUUAUUUGAUUUUCUAGUAAAAGUUGUUUAUGUAUAUUUGUGUAUUGAUGUUUAUAUCUAUGUACAAACUCACGAUUGUCAUGUGCGUCUGGAGAGUAUUCGUGAUAAACUUUGCUGUGUUGGCUGAAUGUCAUUGUGUCUUUUAGAAUCUAUUUGUAUUGUGAAAUUGUUUAUUAAUUGCACAUCAGUGAGAUCUCCAAGGAAUUCCUGAAGAAUCUAACUGUUAAAACAAAAAUAUACCCCCCACACACACACACACACACGCUUAUUUAUAUGCUGCACAACACCUCUUACCAAAAUCAAAUUCUGUGAACUGCAGACAAUGUUACCAAAAUGUGCCUAUUCAUAAUUCUGAUUGAUUAUCUUUGUGUCAGUCUUUCAUAAAUGCACUUUUUGUUCAUUUUAUUAAGACUGUGUCAGUCUUUUUGAUUUAUUAAAUAGAAUAAACUUUGAUGUAUUUUGUACUUCUGUCAUCCCUGUCUAUGUUACAGUCUUAAUACUGUUUUCUAUUGAAAACCUUGUUGUUAAAUAAUGUUAAUUUCUAUCAAAUCUGAUAUUUUCAAUGGUUAAUUAAUUUCAGGGUGUUUUCUUCACCCCACUUUCCUGCAAAUGAAAUACCUUGAUCAAAUGGAGAAUAAAA
This is a messenger RNA of Xyrauchen texanus (razorback sucker), 5228 nucleotides long. RefSeq names its product UDP-GlcNAc:betaGal beta-1,3-N-acetylglucosaminyltransferase 2b (gene b3gnt2b). Gene Ontology annotation, cellular component: membrane. Bases 52 to 1269 code for a protein of 405 amino acids. The record is from RefSeq and is a predicted model, not a curated record. The transcript has 2 exons. NCBI's taxonomy places the organism in Eukaryota, Metazoa, Chordata, Actinopteri, Cypriniformes, Catostomidae. Gene Ontology annotation, molecular function: hexosyltransferase activity.